AUGGCCAACAUCAGCUCUGCAGCCCUUGACGCCCUUCGGGGCCGCUUGAACACUACGGCUAUCUUCACGCCCGGUUCGGAAAAUUAUGAAACUAGUAUAGUUCGCUGGUCGGAUACUGGAAGAAAACGGGCGGGUGUGGUAGUCCAGCCUAUUGAUGCAGCUGAUAUUGCAACCGCAGUGUUAUGGGCACAGGAGCAUGAUAUCAACCUCGCCGUGAAAGGCGGGGGUCAUUCAACCGCCGGCACAAGCUCUAGCGACGGUGGUCUGGUCAUUGAUCUGUCGCGCAUGGCUCAUGUCACCGUGGAUGUUGAGCAAAAGACCAUCACCGCCCAGGGUGGAGCGACCUGGGAAGACGUCGACGAAGCCGGUGCAGCCCACGGAUUAGCAGCCGUGGGCGGCACCGUGAACCACACCGGAGUUGGAGGACUGACUCUAGGGGGUGGUUAUGGCUGGCUGAGCGGAGAAUACGGCCUCGUUAUUGACAACCUCCUGUCAGCGACCGUGGUUUUAGCCGACGGUCGCAUUGUCACGGCAUCUGCCACCGAGAACGCCGAUUUGUUCUGGGGUUUGCGAGGCGCUGGCUACAACUUCGGCGUCGUGGCGGAUUUCACUUAUCAGGCUCAUGAGCAAAAAGAUCCGGUGUACGCCGGUCUUCUUGGGUUCACGCCCGACAAGUUGGAAGGUGUUAUUGGUGCAUUGAACGAGUCUUUGGCCAAUCCCGACUCUCGCUUCGGUGCGAUGUGCGUCUUGUCACUCGCCCCCGAUGGCUCUGGGCCGAUGAUCAUGAUGAUCGGAUUCUUCAACGGGUCUCGCGAAGAAGGCCAAGAGAAAUUCGCCAGCUUCACAGCCUUGGAGCCAGUUAUGAACACCAUGGAUAUGAUCCCAUACUCUUUGGUGAACACUCUGCUGAACCCGCAGACAACGUACGGCGAUCGCAAAUCUUUCAAGGGCAUUUUCUUCGAGCCCCCAUUGGACCCUCACUUUGUGAGAGGGAUUUUCGAUGAUUUCACGGCCAAGAUUCAGGGUGAACCUGAUCUCAUGACCUCGGCCAUUAUCCUUGAAUUCACAGAUAUGCGCAAGAUCUGCCAAGUGCCGUUGACUGCGACAGCGCUUGCCAGUCGUAAUGCCACUCAGAAUGGACUCGUCUUUCUUAAAUGGACUGAUUCAACCAAAGAUUUGGAGUACCGGACUUGGGGGCGCGAAGUUCAGGCUAAGUGGAAAACUGAAUUAGAUGCUAGAACCAAAGAGCAGGGGGUACCUCAGUACAUCAACUAUGCUGAACCUGGUGAUUCGGUUGUAAGCAAUAUUUAUGGAGAGAACCUUGAGAGACUGCAGGGUAUCAAGGCCAAUUACGAUCCCAAGAAUGUCUUCCAAAACAUGCAUCCGAUUCCAACGGGCGCAUCUGCUAGCCAGAAGGAAUAA
Molecule: messenger RNA, 1422 nt
Organism: Penicillium paradoxum
Lineage: Eukaryota; Fungi; Ascomycota; Eurotiomycetes; Eurotiales; Aspergillaceae
Product: FAD-binding oxidoreductase
Exons: 3
Coding region: 1-1422 (473 amino acids)
Molecular function (GO): oxidoreductase activity; FAD binding
Source: RefSeq, a predicted model, not a curated record